GUCGAACAGCCGGAGACGACAGAGAGAUUUGUGGGGAAAGACACUCAUACAUACUCCGGGUUAAGAGGUGGUCUGCGGUCAGGCCGUCCCGGAGUUAGUGCAUUAAUAUGCCAACAGGACGUUGGGCCGAGCGGCAGCUCGAAGCGGCGGGCAAAAACUCCCUCCGUCACAUCCCACCAAAGAACCUCCAUCCCUUCUCAACUUUUAGCGCUACCCCUCAACCACCGAUCCCUUUUCACCCCCUCAAAAGAAGAAAAAGAAUUUCUAUCCAAGGAAGCUGUCUAUUCUUCAGUCGUCCACACUAUCUGCGGAGAGGAGCUAUCUAUAACAUAUAUCGCAAAAAAAGAAAAUGCCAUCCACGUCUGUGGCUUUGACGCCGGGGUUGGCGUCCUUUCUCAAGUCUUUGAAGACCAAUCCAAUUGACACAUCCAUUGACAAUCUGAUCUCACUUCUUAAGCGGAGACAGAUUCGUCAUUCCCGAUCAUGCGCGACUGCGACCGCUUACCUUCUCCUUCGUGUUAUUUCGGCUUGUCGGACGACAGACGCUGCUAAGCUUAUUGAGCGGGUUCAGAGUGUGGGAAGGCGACUGGUGGCUGCGCAACCAAGAGAGAUGGUGGUCGGUAACAUCGUCAGGCGCGUAUUGGGUCUUAUUCGAGACGAAGCCGAAGAUGACAGAGAGGCCGACUUCAACUUGAGUGAAGCAGGCUCUGAAAGCCAGCCGCAAACCCCGCGUGCUUUGGAUGAUCCCUCGGAGUCUUUAUCUGGGCGUUACGAAGGUUCCGAUCGAUCGUCCUCUAGACCACCUCUAUCCCAGCCCGCCCCGAUUUCCAUGUUCAGUCUACUUUCACACCCGGAACCCGAAACAUCGCUUCCCGGUACUCCUAUAUCAGCCUCUCCUUCUGGGAGAUUGUUGGGGCACGCACCAAGCAAGGAUAUCCGUGCCGAGGUUCUCGAAGGUGUAAAUGAGAUCAUCGAUGAGUUGGGUCAAGUAGAUGACCAGAUCGCCGCCUACGCCCUCGACCAUAUCCACUCCAAUGAGAUCAUCCUCACCCAUACCUCGUCGACCACCGUUCAGAAGUUUUUGCUAAAAGCUGCCGCCAAGCGAAAGUUCACCGUGAUCCACGCCGAAUCCUACCCCAAUAACCAUGAAGCCACCCAUGCCACCGUCAGCGGCAACAGCAACGGCGAUGAUGAGAUCCUAAGCACUGAAUCGUUCCAAAAACCUUUGAUCGCUCUGGGUAUCACGGUCAUUCUGAUCCCAGAUUCCGCCGUCUUUGCGCUCAUGUCUCGGGUUAACAAGGUGAUCCUGGGAACUCACUCCGUUCUUGCCAACGGUGGGCUGGUUGCAUCGGCCGGUACUCGGGUUAUUGCUCGAGCGGCAAAGGUGCACCAGACCCCUGUGGUGGUUGUGAGCGGCGUGUACAAGCUCAGCCCUGUGUACCCCUUUGACUUUGACUCCCUGAUCGAAUAUGGCGACGCCAGCAAAGUGAUCAGCUACGAGGAUGGGGACUUGGUGGAUCAGAUCGAUGUCCAAAACCCGUUGUACGACUAUGUCCCAGCGGAGCUGAUUGACCUCUAUAUCACCAAUUUGGGAGGUCAUGCGCCUUCUUUCCUCUACCGUAUUGUGUCCGACCACUAUCGCAAGGAGGAUAUCAAUUUCUAAGCACCUCACCGAAGAGAAAAGUACGAAGAAAAAUGAAUGGGAACUGGAUAUUCAUAAAAGCACGGUUGCACAAGGGCGUAAGGAUUGUAAUAGACAAAAUAUGAGGACGAUACCCAUGGGUACAACAAAGGCCCGACUCGACACGUAGGUUACCCUAAGAGGAAUAGUAAUGAACUAAAAUCAUGUGGAUAUAUAUGUACGAAU
Aspergillus alliaceus is the source of this 1867-nucleotide messenger RNA. RefSeq names its product translation initiation factor eIF2B subunit beta. Gene Ontology annotation, molecular function: guanyl-nucleotide exchange factor activity; translation initiation factor activity. Gene Ontology annotation, biological process: translational initiation. Gene Ontology annotation, cellular component: eukaryotic translation initiation factor 2B complex. Lineage: Eukaryota; Fungi; Ascomycota; Eurotiomycetes; Eurotiales; Aspergillaceae. The record is from RefSeq and is a predicted model, not a curated record. Bases 350 to 1663 code for a protein of 437 amino acids. The transcript is spliced from 5 exons.